AUUCCAUCGAAUCGCCAGUCGAAAUCGACCCGCUUGGCUGCUGUCGCCACAUCAUCAUAGUCACAUGCUCAGCGCCGCUGCAGCAGCGUAUCACCGAUGCAAACGCCACCCAACUGCGCAUUGGACUCAUCCUGCACUCCGCUGACCCACGGAUAGGGGUCCCAUGGUGCACGACUCAAAUUCAAACCCAAGGCACCAUUGGGUGCCUUAAUAGUGCAUUGCUGCAGCAUAUUAACGGAACUGUAAGAGAUAAGGUUAACGGUGUUGAUAUUCUUGGUAUGAGGAUAGCCGAAGUUGCCCAAAUUGUUAAAAGCCAAAUAGAUCACGUUACAAUUUUGUGUUGGAAUAGCGACCAUGAAUUCGACUGUGACGAGAACAGCAUCAGCUGCGCUCCCAUGCCAACCAGUCUGAAACGGCUGGUCAUAAUUGUAGACAGUAUUCUGAAGGCUAUAGAGUGUCCUGUGUGCAACUCUAUUAUAGCACCUCCAGUUAUGCAGUGCCAGAAUGGACAUGUGCUUUGUCUCGAGUGCCGCAUUCGCACUGAAAAAUGUCCUAUCUGCCGUGGUUUUUUCACUCCCAUUCGUUCAAGUAUUGCCGAAGAGAUAUAUGCAAUCAUUGCUUUCGCCUUCAAGCAAUGCCGACCGGAAGGUAAAUUGCGCCAUAGGGUAUUUGGCAACAUGACGUUAAUAAAGGCUAAGACCUGUGAUCAUUGUUUGACAACUGCCAACUGUCUAAAAGCAACAGCUCGUAAGAUAUGCCUUGAAUAAUCUCCCCCGAGUACCUUUGAAACACUUGGUAGUUGCACGCUACUGACUAAAGCUAAAGUUUUUUUUAAAUUAAUUUAAUUAAAUCUAAAUUGCUUUGUUGCACUUUCUAAGCUUACCACCUGCUAAAUAAAUCCCCAGCCACAGCUUCUGAGUAAA
Molecule: messenger RNA, 923 nt
Organism: Drosophila virilis
Lineage: Eukaryota; Metazoa; Arthropoda; Insecta; Diptera; Drosophilidae
Source: RefSeq, a predicted model, not a curated record